AUGGUCGAGGUUUCUGCCGACGCCGGCAGCGGCCAGAUGUCCGUCCUGGACGCCCUGAAGGGUGUUCUGCGCAUCUCGCUCAUCCACGACGGUCUUGCCCGUGGUCUGCGCGAAGCCGCCAAGGCCCUCGACCGCCGCGAGGCGCACAUGUGCGUCCUGAACGAGGGCUGCGAGGAGGAGGCCUACAAGAAGCUCGUCGUUGCUCUGUGCUCCGAGCACAAGAUCCCGCUCAUCAAGGUGCCCGAUGGCAAGAUGCUGGGCGAGUGGGUUGGUCUCUGCACCCUCGACCGUGAGGGCAACGCCCGCAAGGUCGUCAACUGCUCUUGCGUCGUUGUCAAGGACUGGGGUGAGGAGUCCCAGGAGCGCUCCGUCCUCCUCAACUACUUCCAGACUGAGCAGUAG
This is a messenger RNA of Penicillium alfredii, 402 nucleotides long. RefSeq names its product 40S ribosomal protein eS12. Gene Ontology annotation, molecular function: structural constituent of ribosome. The transcript has 3 exons. Gene Ontology annotation, biological process: translation. Gene Ontology annotation, cellular component: ribosome; cytosolic small ribosomal subunit. The record is from RefSeq and is a predicted model, not a curated record. Lineage: Eukaryota; Fungi; Ascomycota; Eurotiomycetes; Eurotiales; Aspergillaceae. The coding region runs from base 1 to 402 and encodes 133 amino acids.